UGACAUGCGAAUUGACAGAUAACAUAACCUAAAACUCAUUUUGCAUCCAGCUUUUCGAGUGGAAUCGUUGCUUACCUCAAAUCAAAGUAAUUAAUUUUUAAAAGAUAUGAGCUAUCGAGUUCUUUGAAACGCACCCGAAGGAGAUACCUGGAGGAAAAAUGGAAACUAUGACCACCGAACAAAUGGUUUUGGAUGUCCUUAAUCGGGCUUCCAGCCAAAAUCCCGAAAUUUUAAAACCUGCCGAGGCGAAAUUAUUAGAAUGGGAAACCCAAAGGGGUUUUUACACAGUCUUAUCGAAUAUCAUAUCUAAUUUGAACAUAGAUGUUAAUGUAAGAUGGAUAGCAGUUUUAUGUUUUAAAAAUGGUGUGGAUAAAUACUGGAGAAAAACUGCACCAAAUGCUAUUUCCGAGGAGGAAAAGCAAAGUUUGAAGCGUUCACUUUUAUCUAGUUUCAAUGAACCUGUCAAUCAAAUAGCAACACAAAAAGCGGUAUUAAUAGCUAAAAUAGCUCGAACGGACUGCCCAAAAGAAUGGAAUGAACUUCUUCCAACGUUGAUGCAAGUAGUUGAGAGUAAUAAUAGUUUGGUACAACACAGGGGUUUGCUAACGUUGCACAAUGUUAUAAAAGCUUUAUGUUCGAAACGAUUGGCAGGAGAUAGAAGACUUUUUCAAGAUUUUGCAGCUAGUAUUUUCUCGUUUGUAGUAAAUUUAUGGAACGGUUUUACAGAAAUGUUUUUUCAAAAUGUCGCACAAAAUAGUAGUAACGACGUGUUAGUUGUAAACUUGGAAAAAGCGUUGUUAUCUUUGAGAAUAUUACGAAAACUAUCAUUACAUGGAUUUUAUCAACCACAAAAGAGCACGGAUUGUAUGAACUUUUUUAAAAUAAUUUUCGAACGAAUUAAAACCUCCUUGGAAUGUUUACGCCAAAUACGAAAUAAAAAUCAUCAAUAUUUACUCGAAUUAACUGAAAAGUUCAUUGUACACCUCACAAAAGUUUUAUUAUCAACGUUAGAUGUUCGCCCAUUUGCUUUCGUCGAUUUUAUUCAACCAACUCUUGAAUUAGCCGUUUAUUAUGCUUUUACACCAGCCGGACACGAAUUUAUUUUUGAGCGAUUCGUCAUUCAAUGUUUUAAUUUGAUCAAAGGUAUUUUGUUAUGUACGGAAUAUCGUCCCGCGAAAGUUAUUGAUUUGACAAAAGAUCCUGAGACCGUACGAGCUUAUCAAAUUAAAAUGGCCUUCUUCCAACCAAAUACUUUAACAGAAAUCUGCAGGAAAUUGGUUACCCAUUAUUUUCCUUUAACACAAGAUGAAUUAACAACUUGGGAUAGUGAUCCAGAAAAUUUCGUUCAUGAUGAGGUGGGAGAAAGUUGGAAAUAUAGUUUAAGGCCUAGUAUGGAAACAAUAUUCGUAACGCUCUUCCAUGAAUUUCGAGAGACUUUAGCACCGAUUUUACUAGAAAUGAUCCGCGAAACAAACUGCAUGGUUUCCCCUGAUGAUAUGGCGGGAAUUUUAAAGAAAGACGCCGUUUACAACGCCGUCGGUUUAGCAGCAUAUGACAUGUAUGAUGAGGUGGACUUUGACCAAUGGUUCAUGAACACAUUAACCGAAGAAUUAAAAGUAAAGGAUAACAAUUAUCGUGUAAUCCGGCGUAGAGUUACCUCGUUAAUUGGAAAUUGGACGGGAAUUAAAUUAUCACCUGAACUCCGACCCGCUUUAUAUAAUUGUGUAACAAAUCUUUUAGAAUCUGAUGAGGAUAUGGCAGUUAGAUUAACCGCUUCGACCGCUUUGAGACACGCAAUAGAUGACUUUGAGUUUAAUUCCGAACAAUUUCGACCGUAUUUAGAUAGAUCCUUCAAUUUACUUUUUUGUUUAUUAAAAGAAGCUAAAGAAUGCGAAACGAAAAUGCACGUUUUAAAUGUAAUGACUUUAAUGGUUGAGAGAGUUGGACAAACAAUCAGUCCGCAUACAGCGGCACUUAUUCAUUUCUUGCCACUUUUAUGGACGGAAUCCGAAGAUCAUAACAUGUUGAGGGUAGCAAUUGUAGCAACUUUGGUACAAUUAGUUCGCGCUUUAGGACACGUUAGCGCCGAAUUAAACCCGUUUUUGCUUCCGGUGAUUCAAUUAGGAACGGAUGUUACUCAAGGAGCUAUUGUGUAUCUUUUAGAGGAUAGUUUGGAAUUAUGGUUAACAGUUUUAGAGAACUCCCCAGUUAUGACGAACGAGUUUAUGCGAUUAUUCGAUAACAUGCCUGGUUUAUUGGAGUAUUCUUCCGAAAAUUUACGACUUUGUUUAAUUAUUUGCGCCGCACAUAUGCUUUUAGAUCCUGAAAAUGUAAUGAGAACACAAGGAGUGGAAAUUAUUAAGAUUUGCGAUGGAAUGAUGGCCGAUAUGAGAAAUGAGGGGCUUAUUAUGUUAACAAGAUUAGUGGAUACCUUUAUAAGGGCCAAUCCGGAAAUUGGGUGUGAAACUGUUAAAAGCAUUUUACCUAGGAUAUUUGAAUCUGUUUAUAAAGAUAACGAUGUUUACGUUAUAAUGUCUUUAAACUUUUGCAUACUCUCUCGAGUUUUAAUAUCAUCCCCUUCGAUUUUCCGCGAGGUUCUUUUAAUCAUAGCUGGACGACAUAACUGUUCGGAACAGGAUGUUUUAGCAACAAUCUUAGAUAUUUGGAUCCGCAAAAUGCGCAAUGUUUCGCAACAAGAACAAAGAAAAUUACUUUCAUUAGCUUUAUCAAAUUUAUUAACAUCACAAAGCAAUCCAGUUUUGGAACGUUUUAAUGGAAUCAUGUUAAACAUUUUGGAGACAUUAAAUGAUAUAACUAAAUACGAUGAUAAUGGAACCUCUUCCGAUUCGUUAUUGAUGCCGAAUCUUGGCGAAGAACCGAGUGCGGAUCCUCAAGAUCAGUAUCAAUUUCAAUUUCAGGGUUAUUAUCCAGAUGAUCGUGAAUACGAAACGGAUCAUGAACAUAGGAAAAAUCAGCUGUUAAAAAUCGAUCCGAUACAUACAGUUUGUCUUCGAGAUUACCUUCAAUUGCAAAUCGUUGAAUUGCGAAAUCAAAUCGGACCGGUUAAUUACCAACAAUUGUUGCAAACGUUAGAGGCGGAUACUCUUCAACAAUUAAACAGUUUUGUAACCAUGUAAAAAGGUGAAUGUAAAUUGAAAAUUAAAAUAUUAAUUAAAGUUUAAUUCAAAGAAAAUAAUAAUAAAUGAUUUAAAAUGGAGUACUAUAAUAAACAUAGUAGAAACAAAUAUAAACAAUAUAAAGUAAAAAAAAAACAAAUAUGAACAGUGUGGAUUUUGAUGAAUACAUAAAAAUUAAAAACAAUGUAAGUAUUAGGGAGAUAAUAUAAAAUUGGAGUGGAAGGAAAAAUGUUUCGCGGGAGACGGAAAUGAAUUGUGCCUCAUUAUUAAUUUUUUUUAUAAUAAACAAUCAUGUUAUUAAUGUAACAUUUAUUGUA
Onthophagus taurus is the source of this 3454-nucleotide messenger RNA. It is a transcript of the gene Impbeta11, whose product is annotated as Importin beta11. Gene Ontology annotation, molecular function: small GTPase binding. Gene Ontology annotation, cellular component: cytosol; nuclear envelope. The record is from RefSeq and is a predicted model, not a curated record. Gene Ontology annotation, biological process: protein import into nucleus. NCBI's taxonomy places the organism in Eukaryota, Metazoa, Arthropoda, Insecta, Coleoptera, Scarabaeidae.